Messenger RNA from Caenorhabditis elegans, 1020 nucleotides. RefSeq names its product non-specific serine/threonine protein kinase (gene F22F1.2). Lineage: Eukaryota; Metazoa; Nematoda; Chromadorea; Rhabditida; Rhabditidae. The record is from RefSeq and is marked reviewed. The transcript has 4 exons. Gene Ontology annotation, molecular function: kinase activity; nucleotide binding; protein serine/threonine kinase activity. The coding region runs from base 6 to 905 and encodes 299 amino acids.
GAGUAAUGGCGAAUUCUCCGCUCAAAGUUGACAACUAUAUUUUGGAAAAGAAGUUGGGAGAGGGAUCUUAUGGGGAUGUCUACUUCUGCAGAGACGAGCGAAACAACAAAUGGAGUGUUAUCAAAUUGAUUCACAAAGAGAUAAAUGGUGUUCGCGAUGAGACCUGGCGCCGCGAGACUUUUGCACUCACUGCACUCGCGGAGGUCAGGGGGAUCUCAAGAAUGUAUGACUAUGGGGCGACCGACAUUCAUAAUUAUAUUGUAAUGGAGCCGCUCCUGGACGACUUGACCAACAUUGCUCGCCGAAACGGUAUCAAGGGAUUCUCAAAGUCUACUGGAUUUCACAUCCUUUGGCAGCUUGUCAAAAUCCUCCAAGAUGUUCACUCUUUUGGGAUUGCUCACGGAGACAUCAAGGCUGACAACCUAAUGAUUUCCGGUUCGAACAAGACCUUCAUGCUGUCGCUUGUUGACUUUGGUCUGUCACGCUCCUUCAAAGACCACAAUGGCAACCGCACUCCCCCAAUUCCAUUUCCCAGCGGCUGCAUCAAUCUCAUUCACACCCCCGCUCGAACCGCAAAUGGCAAACCGCACAUGGAAGCGGAGGACCUUAUGCAAGUUGCAUACCUCGCUUGCAUCUGUCGCAAGCUUGCUCCGUGGGAAGAUAUCGAUGGACACAAAAUGACUAAACUGAAGAAGGCUUUCGCCGAAAAACCAAAGAAAUUCCUUGGAGAACACCAGGAUCUCAAGCCGAUCAUCAAGAUCAUCGCCAAGCAAAAACACGGAAAGGAGCCGAACUACAAGGAAAUCAUGGAUCUUCUCCAAGAGAUGCUCACCUCGUCGGGUGGAGGUUUCGCUGGUGAUUCUCUCAAGGCCCAGUUCGUCAAUGGAGCGAUUGUCCUCCCAUAAUCCCCUGUAUACUAUAAUGUUACUGGUUUCAUUCCACUUCAGAUCUUUUCAUUUUAGAUCUCAUUUUUCGCUGGCUUGAUUAUUUCUAUAGUAGAUAAAAACAUUUUUGUUUCAA